This is a messenger RNA of Caenorhabditis elegans, 3866 nucleotides long. It is a transcript of the gene shn-1, whose product is annotated as Protein shank. Gene Ontology annotation, cellular component: cytoplasmic vesicle; postsynaptic density; pseudopodium. Bases 81 to 3503 code for a protein of 1140 amino acids. The transcript has 12 exons. The record is from RefSeq and is marked reviewed. Lineage: Eukaryota; Metazoa; Nematoda; Chromadorea; Rhabditida; Rhabditidae.
AGUGUUGUACAAGUCCGGAGACAUAUUGAUGCGCUAGUGUCAUCAUCGGAAGCAAAGGCGUCCGAGCGGAAGCAUUCACGAUGAAUCAAGAGGAGGACACCGUUAAUUUGCAGAUCUUCGUUCCGGAGCUUAACGUUCGGAAGUUCCUUGCGGUGACCCAAAACGAUUUCAUCUGGGAUGUGAAACGCAAGUUAUUGGCCACCCUUCCGCAAGCUCUUCCGCAAGCUUUCAACUACGGGCUCUUCCUUCCUCCAUGCGAUGGACGAGCCGGAAAGUUUCUUCUCGAGGAUCGGACCAUUCGUGACUAUCCGUUCACUGAUUGUGUUCCGUAUCUCGAGUUGAAGUAUAAGAAACGAGUCUAUAAGAUGCUCAAUCUUGACGAGAAGCAGCUGAAGGCAAUGCACACGAAGGGCCAACUCAAAAAGUUUAUGGACUACGUUCAGCAGAAGAAUAACGAGAAAGUGGAAAAGAUGUGUUCGCAGGGACUUGAUGCAAAUUUUCAUGAUGCUCAGGGAGAAACCCCAUUAACGCUGGCUGCUGGAAUCCCGAACAAUCGAGCUGUAAUUGUAUCCCUUAUUGGUGGCGGAGCACACGUGGAUUUUCGCAAUUCAGAAGGCCAAACUGCAAUGCACAAAGCCGCAUUUCUAUCUUCCUUCGAGAAUGUAAAAACCUUGAUCGAACUUGGAGCAAGCCCAAACUAUCGUGAUCCAAUUGGACUUACACCGCUCUACUAUAAUAUGUUGACAGCAGAUUCGAAUGAUCAAGUCGCUGAGAUUCUUCUACGAGAAGCCGCCGACAUCGGUGUGACCGAUAUGCACGGAAACCACGAGAUUCAUCAAGCAUGCAAGAAUGGGUUAACGAAACAUGUGGAACACUUACUCUAUUUCGGUGGUCAGAUCGAUGCUGAAAAUGUAAAUGGGAAUAGUCCUCUUCAUGUCUGUGCAGUGAACAAUAGGCCAGAAUGUGCAAGAGUACUGCUGUUUCGGGGAGCUGAUCAUCUAGCUGUGAACAAGCAAGGACAAACUGCGUUACAUGUUUCGCAUAUUGUCGGAAAUCCUGGUGUGGCUGAUGUCGUUCAAGCACAUAAUCCUAAAUCUUCAGUACCAUAUCGCGGCACUCCUCAAUACUCAACUCGCCGACGCCUCAGCUCAACCAUCACUCGCCGACGUUCGAUGUCCCAAUCCUCAAUAUGCAGCCAGGAUGUCUACCGUACUCCCCAAAGUGUACGAAAAGGUCCAAUGUCUGCAGCUCCAUCGCCAAGCCCGUCUCGAUCCUCCCGUACUACCAUCACCCCAUCAGAGUACGGUACGAUGCGACGGUCUGGAAUGGAUUCGAUGCGUGGUGGUGGAAUGAUUGCAGCUGGACACGAGACAAAUAUCGCUCGGAUUCUGGUGAUUCCACGUGGUGUCAAGGGAUUCGGUUUCAUUUUGAGAGGAGCUAAACAUGUCGCCAUGCCAUUGAACUUCGAGCCAACUGCUCAAGUGCCGGCUCUUCAAUUUUUUGAAGGUGUCGACAUGUCCGGAAUGGCGGUUCGCGCGGGAUUAAGGCCAGGAGAUUACUUGCUGGAAAUUGAUGGAAUCGAUGUGCGAAGGUGUUCACACGAUGAAGUCGUCGAAUUCAUUCAGCAAGCCGGUGACACGAUUACACUGAAAGUGAUAACAGUCGAUGUAGCUGAUAUGAGUAGGGGAGGAACUAUUGUGCAUCGACCGCCAACAGCAUCAUCUCGUCACUCUUUGGUUUUUACACCCACGCCGUCAGCAAUCUACUCGUCUACAAAAGCGUCCAGUGUUUAUCGGAUGAGAUUUGACACGCAUGAUGCGCAUGGAGUUGAUUACUAUGCCCCAAAUGAAAUCAGGAACGCCUACUCGGAAUCACGUCACGCGUCAGUCAGGCAAAGGCCGGGUAGCGGGAGGAGGAUAUCCGCAGCGGAAUUGGAGAAUUUGAUGGUUCGACAGCGGGUACCGUCGGUGCAAGGUUCACCAUAUCAAAUGCAAUAUGAUCAGGAGUCGUUGAAUGGGGGUUAUUCGUCAAAGAAGUAUAAUUCGGUUUCUGACAUGAAGAGGAGGAAAGGUCAACGGAAUGUGGUGGCUUCAUCUGCCGGAUUGAAUAGGUCGACUUUCGAGCAAGCGGCUCCCACAACUAGCACAUUCGAGUACAACUGUAGCAGUCGAAGCACACCUCAACUAUCUCGAAUGGACUCAUUUGAUUCAUUUGACGAUGAAGAUGAGAUGCCAGCUCCACCACCGGCGUCGUAUAUCUCUCCGGAUUUGCAGAGAGAUUCUUCAAUGCAGCGGAGUGAAUAUUCUAGGCCGUUCCGACCAACGUCAAGGCCGAAAACUCCACCACCUCCUCCACCGAUGCAACAUCAGAAUCAUCAGAACCACCAAUAUCAACAACAACAUCCAUCUCUUCCAAGAUCAGCUUCAACACCUCAACCAAUUCAGCAGCAGCAGUCAUCGAUUCCACCACCGCCUCCACCACCUCCUCCGCCACACUGCGAGCCAACGAUGGUACAUGUUGAGUUCACACCUCCAUCAACAUCUUCAGUACCUCCUCCACCUCCUCCAUUGCCUCCAAUCUCAUCUGGAGCUCCGCCACCACCUCCACCACCUCCUCCGGGAGGUUUGAUGCAUGUGGCUGCGAGUGCUCCGGUUUUGAUGAGCAAUUCAAAAGGAAUAUCAGCAGAUGCCUUGAAAUCAGUUCAAUUAAAAAAAGCAGAACCACGAGAAACAUCGGCGGCUUCUGUCAGUAAUAAUAACAAUAAUAACAACAACUCCACGACAGAUUUUCAAAUGGAUUUGAAGAAUGCGUUGGCAAAGAGGCGGAGUAAAGUAGCUCACGAUGUCGAUGAGGAUGAGGAGAGAGAAAGUCGAUUCGAAGGAUUAUCACUUCGAGAAACUGUUCGGGAAAAUGUUGUAGAACGUGGAAAAGGAAUUCAGAACAUUGGAAUAGUUAAUAAGAAGGACAGUGGGUACACAUCUUCUCGAACGUCACUGGAACCAUCUGAAUCGGAAGAAAAAGAUCAUCGACCCCAUUUCUCACUUGAUCACUCUCCAAAUGUUCAAAGAGUGACACUGAUCUCUCAGCAUCUCGAGGAUAAUUACGGACAGAAGGACAAUAUGUCUGUUGCCUCGUCGUCAACUGCGUCAUCAUCAUCAACAGUUGAUCUAACGAAACCUGGAUGCUUCGUGGUACCAUCUCAUGUCAUUCCACCUGUCGAUUAUGAUGAUGAUCCGGAUUCUGGAACAGGCGAUAGCGAUGGAGAGAUUCGCUGUAGUGAAAUAUCAUUCGAACACAAGAAGGUAGAUGUCUGGUCGGUGGAUGACGUCAUCGGUUGGCUCUCAUCACUACACCUCUCUGAAUAUACACCAGCAUUUCGAAGUCAACGAAUCAAUGGCCGAUGCCUUCGCCAGUGCGAUCGGUCUCGAUUUACACAGCUCGGUGUCACCCGAAUUGCUCAUCGCCAGAUAAUUGAAUCAGCUCUCCGUGGCCUCCUCCAGUGAUUUAUGAUUUUCCCCCCUCAUUUCUACUUUCUCGAUUUUCUCCCGCGUAGCUGGCUUUAUAUAUUUGUAUAUAAUAUUGUUUCAUUUGUUUUUGAUAGUGAAACCCAAUUCUAAUUGACCAUCGUGUCUUUAUCCUGCUCAUCAUCAUUUUUCAUUAAUUUUCUUCCAUUUUUCGGUGUCCUAGGGUAAUACAAAAAAUAUAUAGUUUUUAUAUUUUAAUAUAUAUUUUAUUCCUCACUGAUUCUAUGCCUUUUCGUAGAAUUGCUCCCCAAUUUUUGCAUUUGCAUUGAAAGAAAUUUAAUUUUUCAAACAAGAUUCAUGAACAAAUCGGUGAUUCAUUGAUAAAUUUCUUUACUACAAAUU